GGAAACUGUUCUCCACAAAGAACCCCAUUAGUUUGGAACUGCAGGAUUCCUUUGCAUCAGAUGCCAAAAUGAAAGAACCACCUUUAGGUGAUGAAUGUGACAAGGCAGUAACACCACAGCUGGGACGGCUAGAUGAAAUUAAGACAGAACCUGACAAUGGUCAAGAGUAUUGUCAAGUCCAACAGCCCAAAACUCAGGAGAAUGAUCUGAAAAUAAACACUACGUUUUCAGACAGUGCUUCACAGUUGACUGGAGGCCUUCAGCUUUCUCUGGCAUCACCUUGCUUGAAUAAAAUACUUCCUUCAGUUUCAACCACAGCUAAUCAGCUUUCCUGUUCUGGUUGUAAAAAAAUUCUCCAUAAGGGGCAAACUGCUUAUCAGAGGAAAGGGUCUACUCAGUUCUUCUGCUCCAUACCAUGCAUCACUGAGUAUAUUUCAUCUGCCAAUUCACCAGCUCCUACCAAGAGAACUUGUUCAAAUUGCUCAAAAGACAUUUUAAAUCUAAAGGAUGUGAUCCGUGUCCGGCUGGAAGAUACCUCCAGCAAAAAUUUUUGCAGCCAAUCUUGUCUUUUAUCGUAUGAAGAAAAAAGAAAACGAUUUGUUAACAUAUGUACUAAUAGCAUUUUGACCAAGUGCAGCAUGUGUCAGAAGACUACUGUUAUUCAGUUUGAAGUAAAAUACCAGAAUGUGAAACAUAGUCUUUGCAGUAAUGCCUGCUUUUCCAAGUUUCAUUCCGCUAACAACCUCAUCAUGAACUGUUGUGACAACUGUGGAGCUUACUGUUACACCAGCUCUAGUCUGUUUCACAUACAUCUAAUGGAAGGACUGUCUUAUUACUUUAAUAGUUCAAAGAAUAUUAUAGCAUAUAAGCAGAAACCAGCCAAAACACUUACAUCCGUUACUUGCAAAUCAUUGAAGUCCUCAGAUGAAAUGCUUGAGAUUGCCAAUGACUUGAGAAAGACAGGGCUUUUCUGCUCUAUUAAUUGUUUCUCUGCAUACAAUAAAGCUAAGAUGGAAUCUUCUACAGUAAAUGUUUCCAGAGUGCAUGAUGUUUUAAGAGAGCUCCUUUCUCCAAAGAAAGAUACAACUCCAGUUAUAAGCAAUAUAGUAUCAUUGGCAGACACUCAUGAUGCCCUGCCUAUCAUGGACACUGAUGUCUUACAAGGUACAGUUUCUACAUUAAUGGCAAAUGUCAUUGUGGAUAUUUCUAAGAGUUCACCCAGUGAAUCAAGUAGUGGUGUUGCUGAUAGUAGUAGUAUGGAAGAGCCAAGCCUUUCACCGUCUUCAUCAAUACUCAGUCAGCAUACAAUUGGUUCCAAAAUAGAAGCACAAAAACAUAACAUGUCAAACCAGGAUCCUGUAUACAAUGUGAAAUCUGUGACAAUAAACGAUGGACUCUGUCACCCAAAAUUUACAUCCAAAGUACAAAAAGUUAAAGAUAAAUCACGAAAUAUUAAAAAAUCUUGGUGUUCAAAUUUUCAGCAUUUGGGAAACAGUAUUAGAAAAGAUACGAUGUUCUGUUAUUCGUGCCAGUUGUUCUGCCAGAAAAAUUUUAGCUAUGGAGGAACCCAGAUUAGAAAUUGGAAAAAAACUCUGCAAAAUUUCAGAAAGCAUGAAAAAAGUGAAAUGCAUUUGAAAUCUUUGCAGUUUUGGAGGGAGUACCAGUUUUGUGAGGAAGCUGUCAAUGAAAAUUUGUCUAUUCAUUCAAAACAGAUUGAGGGAAAUAAAAAAUACCUAAAGCUUAUAAUUGAAAAUAUUUUAUUUCUUGGAAAGCAGUGUUUACUCCUAAGAGGAAACGACCAGUCUAUUUCAUCUGUGAAUAAAGGAAAUUUUUUAGAAUUGUUAGAAAUCAGAGCAAAAGAUAAAGGAGAAGAAAUAUUUCGACUUACGAAUUCACAAGUUGACUUCUACAAUAGUACACAAAUUCAAAGUGAUAUUAUUGAAAUAAUAAAGACUGAAAUGUUGCAGGAUAUUGUGAAUGAAAUCAAUGAUUCCUCAGCCUUUUCAAUAAUAUGUGAUGAGACAACUGAUAGUGCCACUAAAGAACAGCUUUCAAUUUGUGUAAGAUACCCACAAAAAACAUCAACGGCUAUCUUAAUUAAAGAAAGAUUCUUGGGUUUUGUUGAUAUUGAAGAGAGGACUGGGACCCACUUACAUAGGACUAUUAAAACUUAUCUGCAGCAAAUUGGAGUUGAUUUGAAUAAAAUAUAUGGACAGGCCUAUGAUAGUACCAUUAAUUUGAGGGUAAAAUUUAAUAAAGUUGCAGCAGAAUUCAAGAAGGAAGAGCCAAGAGCUUUAUAUAUACAUUGUUAUGCACAUUUCUUAGAUUUAGCAGUAAUUAGGUUUUGUAAAGAAGUAAAAGAACUCCGAAGUGCUCUGAAUACUCUUAAUUCUUUGUUCAACACUAUUCAUAUGUCUGGGGAAUUAUUGGCACAUUUUCAAAACAUUUGUAAGCUGAGGCAAAACAAAACAUGCAGGAAACAUACAUCACAAUCAUGUUGGACAGUCCAUGAUCAUAUGUUACUAUCCGUGAUUGACAGUCUUCCAGAGAUUAUUGAAACACUGGAAGUUAUGUCAAGCCAUUCUUCAAACACAAGCUUGGCCGAUGAAUUGAGUGAUUUGUUGACACUGGUUUCCAAAUUUGAGUUUAUUUUUUGUUUGAAAUUUCUUUAUCGAGUGCUAAGUGUUACAGGAAUUCUUUCCAAAGAGCUUCAAAGUGAAACCAUAGACAUUUUUUCUUUGUCUUCAAAAAUAGAAGCAAUUUUAGAAUGUUUAUCAUCUGAAAGAAAUGAUGUGUACUUCAAAACUAUCUGGGAUGGAGCAGAGGAAAUAUGUCAAAAAAUAACCUUUAAAGGUUUUGAAGUUGAAAAACCUUCUCUUCAGAAAAGAAGAAAAAUUCAGAAAACAAUAGAUCUUGGCAAUUCAGAUAGUACGUUUUUUCCUACAUCAACAGAAGAACAGUAUAAAGUUAGUAUUUAUUACCAAGGAUUAGAUGCUAUAUUACAGAAUUUAAAAUUAUGUUUUUCAGAGUUUGAUUAUUGCAUAAUGAAACAAAUUUCAGAACUGUUAUUUAAAUGGAAUGAACCAUUAAAUGAAGCAACAGCCAAACAUAUUCAAGAAUUUUAUAAACUUGAGGCAGACAUUGUCCCAGAACUUAGAUUUUAUCGGCAGUAUGCCAAGCUCAACUUUGUCAUAGAUUAUGAUUGCAUUAACUUUAUCAAUCUUGGCUAUUUGUUUAUUCAGCAUGGUCUGCACAAUAAUAUUCCUUGCAUUUCAAAGCUAUUGUAUAUUGCUUUGUCUUGGCCAUUUACUUCAGCCAGUGCUGAAAAUUCAUUUUCUAUACUGCCUCGUCUUAAAACAUAUUUAUGUCAUACCAUGGGACAAGAGAAGCUUAGUGGCCUGGCCCUAAUGGCUGUUGAGCAGGAAUUGGCAAAUAAACUGAUGGAGCCUGAAAGACUCAAUGGAAUUCUGGAAAAGUUUAUCAAUCAGGUGAAAGAAAUAUAAUACUUGCUAAUUUGAACUUGCCUAAAAGAAUUUUUUAUUUCUAUUGGAAUUUUUAUUUCAAAAUUAUGUGUCUUAAGAAAAAC
This is a messenger RNA of Galeopterus variegatus (Sunda flying lemur), 3586 nucleotides long. RefSeq names its product zinc finger MYM-type protein 1-like. Gene Ontology annotation, molecular function: zinc ion binding; protein dimerization activity. The record is from RefSeq and is a predicted model, not a curated record. The coding region runs from base 69 to 3503 and encodes 1144 amino acids. NCBI's taxonomy places the organism in Eukaryota, Metazoa, Chordata, Mammalia, Dermoptera, Cynocephalidae. The transcript is spliced from 9 exons.